This is a messenger RNA of Salvia splendens (bonfire salvia), 4713 nucleotides long. Its product is annotated as protein HUA2-LIKE 3. The coding region runs from base 300 to 4433 and encodes 1377 amino acids. NCBI's taxonomy places the organism in Eukaryota, Viridiplantae, Streptophyta, Magnoliopsida, Lamiales, Lamiaceae. The record is from RefSeq and is a predicted model, not a curated record. The transcript has 12 exons.
GAAAAGAAACCAACACAUUCAUAUCUAUUUUCUCCAAUUAUCAUAGCUUUCCUUCCACAAAAACUCACCCAACACCAUUCUCUUACUACCCCAACCCCACGCUAUGUGAAGGGGGUUAGGGUUCAGCUCACUGUACUCAAUUAUAUAUGAGCGAGGAAGUUCAUAUUUUGCACUCAAUUUCGUUUUUGGAAAAAUAAUUGGCGUUACAUGCGAAAAUUAGAGCAGGAUACUAGGGUUUUAUGUUGUUACUUGAUUUGAUUGUUGAAUGUGCGGGGAUAAUUAGUUGAAGUAGUAGUUGAAUGGCGCCGGGCCGGAGAAAAGGUGCCAAUAAAGCUGCGGCAGCAGCUGCCGCCCGGCGGGAGUGGAAGGUAGGCGAUCUUGUGCUUGCUAAAGUCAAAGGAUUUCCGGCUUGGCCGGCGGCGGUGAGUGAGCCAGAACAGUGGGGUUACACUGCUGACUCGAAGAAAGUAGUAGUACAUUUUUUUGGUACUGAACAAAUUGCUUUCUGUAAUCAUGCUGAUGUAGAAGAAUUCACAGAAGAGAAGAAGGCAUCUCUAGUAGGAAGACGCCACGGGAAAGGCACGGAUUUUGUCCGAGCAGUGAACGAGAUAAUAAAUUGCUUUGAGAAAUUGAAGAAACAAGAUAAAGUCUCCAAGACUAAUGAUACAGAUGGAACUAAUAUAGCCAAUGAGAACAGAGAUGGGCCUUUGACUGAAUGUGUGAAAGAUGAUGCAGUAGUAGCUACAGUUAAACAACUUUCUACUGGGACCACUCAUGAUCUGAAUUCUUUAACUGAAGCUGCUUUAGCUGCAGCUGCUGAAGAUGCUUUGCAGGAUGAGGACAUGCAAUUGGACGAGAUACCUUCUAAAAGGGUGUCUACAGAAAAACCUAUAUCUGCAACUUAUUUGGCAAGGGAUCAAUCCGAUGUUGCUAGGAAAAGUGGUGCAAGGAGAAGGAAAUUUGUCCCCGUGUUGAGAAGUUCAUCAAGGGUAGCUGCUAAUAAACCCCAAAGUACCUUGAUACCUUCUACCAUCAACACUAGGAGCUCUAGAUGCUCAGGUGCAAAUGCAUCAGAUGAUAGAUCUUUCAGAAGAAGUAAGAGGAUUGUGAAGUCAACUGAUGAUUCUGUUGGUGAGGAUGUUGGCUCAGUUGCUUUUGUAUCAAGUGAUAGCAUUGAAGAGAGUGAUUCUGGAAUUAUGACUGUGGACUCUGACACCCUUAGUAACAAUGAUGACUCUGGUUGUAAGCCAGUGGGAUUGGAGCAGCCCUUCACUGAAAAUACUGAGGGGAACAGUGAGUUAAGCAAUAGCCUUGACUUUCAAAGUAGCAAUAUUAUCUUUAAGAAAAGAAGGAAACUAAACAGAAAAAGACACAAUAAUGAUACUGUUGAGGCAGCUAAACCUGAUGUAGUAGCUUCCGAUGCAGGAAUGCUGAGAAAUGAUUGUGUUUCCCUCACUUUUAGUGAGAAAACAGCCCAAAAGUAUGCUAAGGAUGAUGGAGAUCAACACUUGCCUCUAGUAAAGAGAGCCAGAGUUCGUAUGGGGAUUCUAUCACCACCAGCGGAGGAAGAAGUCACGUUAGUAAUUAAAGAAGAAAAAAUGUCUGAAGCUCCUGGCAGUCUUGUUACAGAGUCCUCUGAGCAUCCAAGUCUCCAGGUAGACGGUGCUGACAAGGAAUCCGUUGGAGAUGGUCCAACCUUUUCAUUUCUAUCGCAUGCAAGUCUUGUGAAGCCUAUCUUUUCUGGUACUAGAAAGAAUUAUGUGGAUGGGGAAGCUGCUUUACCUCCAUCUAAACGCCUUCAUCGUGCCUUGGAGGCUAUGUCUGCUAAUGUUGCUGAAGAUUCUGCACGAUCUUCAGAUUGCUCAGCAGCUCCAAAUAUUCAAAUAAAUGCUCCCUUUUUGGAAAGCUCUGAACUGUCAAUGGGAAAGAGAGCUAAGGUUGAAUUGGAAUCGGAAUCGACUGAGAACCUAAGAAAUGUUGACUCUCUAGUGAAUGCUUCUGAGUUCCGUAUAAAGUCGGAGGCAGAAACCCCAAAAAGUGAUCCAGAAACUAAAACUUGUGGUAUUGAUAGCUCAGAUCCUGUAAGGUACAGAAGAUCAGUUGAAUGUGUGGAAGGUGCUGACAGUAAACGAGUAAAGUUGUACAUGUUAAAUGAUCUUCCUGUAGAACCUGAUGCUGAGCAUCAUGUUAAACAAGAUUCUGUUGAUGUUAGUGAGCAGUCCACUCAUCUGAACUGCAACACAGUCGGUACGACAAUGUCUUUUGCCGAUCACUCCAAGACUCUAUGCUCAGACUUGAAAGAAGUUGCUGAGACAUCUGAUCCUGAUAUUUUGCAGAUGAACUCAGAUUCUAACUAUUUGGAAGGAAGUGCCGGUUGUUCACCUAAUGGUGACACCCGUGUCCUGCUUGAUAGUGCAGAUGGUAAAGGUGAUGAAACAAAUAAGACAAACCACGACAGUAAGCGGACUGAGUUUCUGGAAGAAGCAUGUUCAGCAUCUUUGGGCUCAAGUGUUGUGCUCUCAGAUGAUACUCCUACGAAGGUUCUGAAUAGUAGUCAUCGUCAUUCUAUACUACAUUCCGCUUCAACAUCCUAUGACCAUAUAGAAGAUAGAACUGUUUCAAUCGCUCAGUCUACCUCAUCAUUGACUGAUGGGGCAGAUGGUGCAAAAGCAUCUCCUCCAAGUUCUUCCGGAUGCAACUUAGGUUCGUUAGACAAUAAUAAUGAGCAUUAUAGCUCUUCCAGUACAGAUGCCCCGUUGCAUCUGGAAAAGACUAAACUUGCUGGAAAAUGUACCAGCAAAGGGGAAUCUUUGUCGUCCUUUCAAGCAAUCAUUAGAUCAUUGACAAGAACCAAAGAGAGCAUAGGCCGAGCUACACGGAUAGCAAUUGACUGUGCAAAACUUGGUUUUGCAACAAAGGUGGUGGAAAUACUUGCCUCAAAUUUGGAAAGGGAGUCAACUUUGCGGAAAAAGGUUGACUUGUUUUUACUUGUUGAUUCUAUUACGCAGUGCUCCCGAGGCAUCAAGGGUGAUGGUGGUGUUUUUCCCUCUGCAAUCCAGGCACUUCUACCCCGAUUAUUGUUAGCUGCUGCUCCUGGUCAUAGCUCUUGUGAAAAUCAUCGACAGUGUUUGAAAGUUUUGAGAGUGUGGCAGCAACGAAAGAUCCUUCCUGAAUCAAUAAUCCACCACCAUAUCCGUGAGCUUGAUGUCAUUUGUGGUACGGGUUCAUAUCCUCUUGUUGGCUCUCAUCGACCCUUGAGAAAUGAAAGGGCUUUUGAUGAUCCUAUAAGAGAACUGGAGGGUGUGGAUGAGUAUGGAAGCAAUUCAAGCAUUCAGCUUCCUGGUUUCUGUAUGCCUCAUAUGCUUAGGGAUAUUGAUGGUGGAACUGAUUCCGAUGGAGAGGGCUAUGAAGCUGUUACUCCAGAGCAUAAUGCUAAAAAUAGUGAAGGAGAGAAUACUCCAGUUCCAGCAGUUGAUAAGCGCAUCCAUAUCUUGGAAGAUGUUGAUGGCGAGCUUGAAAUGGAGGAUGUGAUUCCAUGUUGUGAAGGCGAAAUUGCUUCCACCAGUAAUAUUACUGGAGCAGAUCAGAUGAUACCAAAUCAUCAAUCUGAUAACCAUUAUGUGGCACCAUUUACCCCUCAGGAACCUAAGGAGAUGAUACCAAAUCAUCAAUCUGAUAACCAUUAUGAAGCACCUUUUACCCCUCAGGAACCUAAGGAUGGGGCACUUACAUCUGCUUCAUUAUCAAGUUCUAACUUACCUUGCAAGUCAAAGCCUUAUUCUAGUCGUCAGGAAUACAAGAGAGAUUAUCAUGCCAACAGAUCAAAUCUGAGUUUUGUGGCAAGAGUCAAGCCAACGGCUACUGAUGCUGUGCGCCAUUAUGUUCGUGAAAAUAAAGAUCUUGAAGGCCAGAGGCAUAGACAGAUGACCGAUUCUAAUAGUGUUUAUUCGUACGGUGAUCGGCCUACCUCCCAUGUAUCAAGUCGUGCUUCUUAUAGCAACCGACAAACUGAUUCUCUCAACAAGGGUUUUCAUUUGCGACCUCCUCAUCCUGCUCCUUCAAAUCGGUUUUCAUAUAUCCAUGGACAAAGGAUACAAGCACGAAGGAAUACUCCACCAUCUUCACAUUCCAAUAGAUACCACAUACGCGAUGUAGAUAAUGGGAACUUCUAUAAGGUCCGUGGCAGAAAUAAAUUUGUACCACAUGACAAUAUUGGGGAGCGCUGGAGACCUCCAUUUCCGUCAAUCUCUGGUCCAUGCUACCCAGAUGAUCGUUUACCCAUGCAAUACAGCAGUCCUCCUCGUGAGCCACCAUUUCCCAACAAUAGAUGGAAUUUCCCUCCACGACCCAUGAACCACAGGCAUUUUAACAGGUCAUCUUUCGAAGGUCCUGUUCCUGUGGCAAAUAGAGGUCCUUUCUGGAGACCAAGAUAAUAUUUCUGUGACAGCUGCUUCGAACUGGUUGGAUAUGUUUCGAAGCCGUGGCUCGACUUGCCUUAAUACUGUGAGCAAGGAAGAAAAAGAGCAUGAGAUUUCAUUCAAUUGUAUAUAUGCAUUCAGGGGCUGACAGUGUUUACAAAUUUUGACAGUGUUUGCAUUUUUUUAGGAUUUGAAAUUAACAUUGAAUUGUCAUCAACUGUAAUUUCUCUUUGUAAAAAUGUCUGAUGCUAUUGAUAUGUCAGUCAGUAUAUAAUUUCAAGUUGAUUUGUCUGAA